GGCCGAGGCGCUCCGCCAAGAAUGCAACGCGCUUAGAAUGGAGCGGGAUGCCGCAUUGCGAAAGCUCGAAAAGAAUCACGAAAGGAAGAAGAUUGAUGGGAGUGACAUUAUAGAGAAGAAGAUGGGGGAGCUGAAGGUGAGAUCGAGAGGGGUCGACGGAGAAGCUCACGGUGUGAGGGAGAUAAGGGAGAUCGAGUCCUCCUCCUCAAGUUUAGCCAAGCAGAAGCAUGAAAUCAACGUUGAGAUGCUGAAGAGAAAGAUGGAGGGGAUAUCAAAGGGGAUGAUGGAGAGGAUGGAGGAGUACGGAUCCUUCUUGAUUACUCCUUCCUCAAGCAGCAACACUACAAGCUCCGUUAACAACAGCUACAGUGCUGCCACUGCCAAGUUUGGGUGCGGGCAGGCGACAGCCAAGCAACGGACGAUGAAAGAAAUGGGAACUGUGAGCAACAGAUGCUGUUGUAGCUGCAAGCAGAUUGUAACAAGAAUAGCAGAGGAGGUGAAGUCCGAGACAGAGCAAUGGACCGAGAUGCAGGAAAUGCUCGAUCAAGUCAGGCUCGAAAUGGAGCAGCUCAAGUCAUCCAAAGACCUCUGGAAACGCAGAGCCAUCGCGUCUGAGCUCAAUAUCCGCUCUCUUCACUCUCGUAUGAUAGAGUGGAAACAAAGGGCAAGGGCAUCAGAGAAGAAGGUGGAUGAGCCGAAGAAUUUAGUGCAUUGUGAUGAAUGGAAGCAGGCGAGGCUUCCGAAGAUUAGAUGCCAACAAGUAGAGGAGAGAUCACCGGAUUAUGCUGCCAUUGAGAAAGAGAAGCAUGUUCUCGUCUGUCGCCUGAACAAUCCGAAGAGCAAUUUCAGUAGUCGCUCACCUCUGAAGGAGAUCAGUAACUUGUUGAAAUGAAGCAAUAGUGGCCCUGAUCUGCUACAAAGAUAAUUUUGCAGCAUCGAAAUAAGAAGUGUUCAUGAUCAAUUACAGGGGGCUUCUUCUUGAAGCAUCCUAAUUUUGUGACAUCAAUUGAUCGAGUUUUUCUCUCAGGCUAUAUAUAUGUGUGUCUUGGUUUAUGAUGGAGAUGUAAAGAAUUUUCUGCAAGAGUAAUGAUAACAUUCAGCAAUAUGAUGAGUGGAACUAUUGAAUAAAAAGAACAAGUAAGGCUGUGCAAAC
Molecule: messenger RNA, 1153 nt
Organism: Asparagus officinalis (garden asparagus)
Lineage: Eukaryota; Viridiplantae; Streptophyta; Magnoliopsida; Asparagales; Asparagaceae
Exons: 5
Coding region: 38-892 (284 amino acids)
Source: RefSeq, a predicted model, not a curated record